Calliphora vicina (urban bluebottle blowfly) is the source of this 1201-nucleotide messenger RNA. RefSeq names its product lectin subunit alpha-like. Bases 5 to 769 code for a protein of 254 amino acids. Gene Ontology annotation, molecular function: signaling receptor activity. The transcript is spliced from 2 exons. Lineage: Eukaryota; Metazoa; Arthropoda; Insecta; Diptera; Calliphoridae. The record is from RefSeq and is a predicted model, not a curated record.
AAAAAUGCGCUUUGCCUUGUUUUAUCAAGUAGUUGUGGUUUUAAUUGUUGUUAAACUUAAUAGAAUCAAAGCAACUGGCAAAUUCUAUACAGCAGCAUAUAACAAACAGUAUUAUAUAGAUUACAAUGAAAAGUACACUUGGUUUGAGGCACUAAAUGAAUGCAAAAAAAUCAACAUGACUUUGGUAGCCAUUGAAACGCAGCUCAAAUACCAGCAAAUAAAAACGGUCGUAAACGAGACUUUUGGCAAAAGUCCCAGCAUUUGGGUGGGUGGUAUUAUGACACGUUAUCCAGAUUCCCGUCACUUUAUAUGGCUUACGACUCUACAGCCCUUCAACUACACACAUUGGUCUGCGGGAAAACCAGAUUUCUAUAAUAGCGAUGAAUAUUGUGUAGAAAUUGGUGCUGGCGCUGAUAUGGAAUGGAAUGAUGAUUCAUGUCACCACACAAAUGGUUUCAUAUGUGAAUACGAUACUGUGGAAUUAAGAGAAAUAGAGAAAAAACUAGAGAUCUUACAGAACAAACUGAAAGACAGAGCAGCACUAGAAGAGAAUGUAGAAAUGGAAAUAUUAGAGGAGGAGAAAUUACAACAAGAACUAACUGUGGAAAAUAAGGAUAUAGAAUGGCUUAAUAAACAGUUGCAACUACUUGAAGAGAAUAUAGCCGGAGAGCAAGAACUUUUUGAGGAGAAACUAAAUUUACAGCAAACAUUGCAAAAACAACUGCUACAAAUGGGGGAAGUUUUAGAUCAAAUAAAACAAAAUGAUUAGAUCAAUUAACAUGAAACCUAUUAGUUCCACAAUCGAUUUGAAUAUUACCGCAAAAUGAAAUUUGUCAUUAGUGCAUUUUAACACUUUCUUUUUUUCUGUAAAAUUAUUAGAAUUUUAAUAAAGACCUUAAUCAUUUAACUUUUCUUAACCCAAUUUUUUUUUUCUUAUUUUGUAUCGAUGCCAAUUCAGUAAAUGUAACUCUUGUAAUUCAAAGUAGUUCAAUAGUUGUUGCAGUCACAAACAAAACAAAAAUUAUGAAAAAUAUUGUUUAUAAUUCUCUUGUCCAAUGCACGCAAUGACUUCCGGUUGCUUAACGACAUUUAAAAGGAAGCUGUAUUUAUAAAUUUCCAAUUAAAUUUACUACUUUGUAAAAUGUCCUCACCAACCGUUGUGAACCAAAUAAACAAACAUACUAAUAUCUUGUCAACUUUA